UUCCAGCUUCGCUUUUCACACCUUCCACCUUUCACAACUUCCACUGUUGCCGGUUGUAGAAGUUCACUCUCAAACAAUGGCCAAGGACAUGACUCUGCUGUGGGGCUCCGGCUCUCCUCCCUGCUGGAGGGUGAUGAUCGCUCUGGAGGAGAAGAACCUGCAGGGAUACAACCAGAAACUGCUGUCCUUUGAGAAAAUGGAGCACAAGUCAAAGGAAGUCAUGGAAAUGAAUCCCAGGGGACAGCUCCCUGCCUUCAAACAUGGAGACAGAGUCCUGAAUGAGUCCUACGCUGCCUGCAUGUACCUUGAGAGCCAGUUCAAGUCUCAGGGAAACAAGCUGAUCCCUGACUGCCCCGCUGAACAGGCACUGAUGUACCAGCGCAUGUUUGAGGGUCUUACAUUCAACGAGAAAAUGGCAAGUGUUAUCUACUACAACUGGAAGGUCCCGGAGGGAGAGAGGCAUGACUCUGCUGUGAAGAGGAACAGAGAAGUUCUGAGUGCUGAAGUCAAGCUUUGGGAGGGAUACCUGGAGAAGAGAUCAGGCUGUUUCCUGGCAGGAAAGAACUUUUCACUGGCUGAUGUGGUCGUUUAUCCAAGCAUCUCUUAUCUCUUCCGUUUUGGGUUAUGUGAAGAGCGUUACCCUAAAAUGGCAGCUUACUAUAACUGCCUUAAGGACAGACCCAGCAUCAAAGCCACCUGGCCCCCUACCUGGCUGGAGAACCCACAGGGACAAGACCUGCUGAAAGACAUCUGAGAUGCUGACACACUAGAAGUGUUCAUGUUGUGUAAUAUGUAACCUCAACUUCAGUUGGCAGCAUUUAAGAAAUAUGCAUUUACUUUUCUGUAGUUGUUUUCUAGCAGAAUUUGUUUGUGAUUUAAACCGCAGAUUAUAUUACAUUGUGUGGUGUAAACAAAAGCAAUAAAAAAAUGACUUUCAUCUUCA
Messenger RNA from Larimichthys crocea (large yellow croaker), 943 nucleotides. RefSeq names its product glutathione S-transferase A. The record is from RefSeq and is a predicted model, not a curated record. Gene Ontology annotation, cellular component: mitochondrion. The coding region runs from base 77 to 754 and encodes 225 amino acids. The transcript is spliced from 6 exons. Gene Ontology annotation, molecular function: maleylacetoacetate isomerase activity; glutathione transferase activity. Gene Ontology annotation, biological process: glutathione metabolic process; L-phenylalanine catabolic process. Lineage: Eukaryota; Metazoa; Chordata; Actinopteri; Sciaenidae.